AUGAAAAUGUUUUGCCAACCCUCCUUUGAUACAGCAGGGGAAGAGUCCGGCUGUGUCCGUCUCAGCCCUCGGCUACCACCAGAGACCGGCCGUUCUGUAGGCAGGAAAUUCAGACGAGGCCAGCCUGAGCGGGGCUCGAAUCAUAGAAUUGGAGAGCGUCAACGGAUGGAGAGGUCCGAAGUCGCCAAGUUGUUGGGGCAAUCGAAUUCAGUUGGAGUUUACAGCCGGGGGUCGGCCUGCGGUUCCAUGCUCCGCUCGUGUCCUGGGCCGGAGAAGACUAAAUACGCCCAUUUCAAGCAAUUCCGACGUACGGGAUAA
Messenger RNA from Protopolystoma xenopodis, 318 nucleotides. NCBI's taxonomy places the organism in Eukaryota, Metazoa, Platyhelminthes, Monogenea, Polystomatidea, Polystomatidae. The record is from the annotation of a GenBank genome assembly.